AUGCCCAGACGCGCCACCAUCCCCUCGCCAAUCCGCGAAGCACUCAUCGAAUGCUUUCGCGCAAUCACCCGUCUUGUCAGGCCCGAUCGUCGUCGUCAGCUAAAGACUGAGGACGUGGAUGUUGCGGCCCCUCCAGGCCCGAUCAUUGACAUCCUGGAGGCGAUAGCGGCCGGCGCCCCCAGCUUCAGUCUCGAGACCGACGGCAAGAUCUCGUUUGAUGCGCCCCAAGGAUUCAAAGUCAGAGUCGAUCUCCUCGAGAUCGGCGGCGAGUUGGGAUGCGUCGAGCGGAUUCACGCGACGGAACCUUUUUACGAGGGUUCUGUCGCGUCAAGGUCGGAUCUCCUGAGGCUGAGGGCCAUGACGGUGGUUGAUCGAGGAGGUGAUGGUGACGUUCUCGACUUCUUGUGGUUGUUGGAGGUGGUGAAAGCAGGUCAACAUCUUCCGGAGCUAGACAGUCAAGAACUGGAGUGUGUGAUUGGGGCAGCGGAGGCGUGUCUACCAGGGUUGGGUCAACUAGCUGCUGUCGCCGUUUUGGGCGAGCGGGAUAGCGCUGCUGCUUUGCAGCUGUAA
Messenger RNA from Durotheca rogersii, 570 nucleotides. RefSeq lists its product as uncharacterized. NCBI's taxonomy places the organism in Eukaryota, Fungi, Ascomycota, Sordariomycetes, Xylariales, Xylariaceae. The record is from RefSeq and is a predicted model, not a curated record. The transcript is spliced from 3 exons. The coding region runs from base 1 to 570 and encodes 189 amino acids.